This is a messenger RNA of Jaculus jaculus (lesser Egyptian jerboa), 1909 nucleotides long. RefSeq names its product norrin cystine knot growth factor NDP (gene Ndp). The coding region runs from base 543 to 944 and encodes 133 amino acids. Gene Ontology annotation, biological process: Wnt signaling pathway. The record is from RefSeq and is a predicted model, not a curated record. The transcript has 3 exons. Lineage: Eukaryota; Metazoa; Chordata; Mammalia; Rodentia; Dipodidae.
CCCAAAAGAAGCUCCUCGCUUUUCCGUGGCAUUCCCAUUUGCUAGUGCGCUGCUGCGGCCAUAUGCCUGAUUGAUAUAUGCCUGCAAUGGCACUUUUCCAUUUGACAUUCUCAUUCUCUCUCUCUCCCUCUCCCUCUCCGUCUCCCUCCCUCUCCCUCUCUCUCUCCCUCUCUCCCUGUGUCGCUUAAACAACAGUCCUAACUUUUGUGUGUUGCAAAUAUAAAAGGCAAGCCAUGUGACAGAGGGACAGAAGAACAAAAGCAUUUGGAAGUAACAGGACCUCUUUCUAGCUCUCAGAAAAGUCUGAGAAGAAAGGAGCCCUGCGUUUCCCCAAAGCUGUGCAGCAGAAACGAUGAGGAUGGAUCACAAGUGCAAAGAGUGAGACAAAACUCUGGCAUACAAAAGACAAUGACAAUCAGAAAGCUUCAGCCAGAUCCUGCCCUUGCCCUGAAAGAAACUGGAUCCUAGAAGGUGAAGGCAUUACCAAUUUUUGUCCUCGGUCUCCCUCUGCUGUUCUUCUGGAGAAGUUUUCCCUCACAACAAUGAGAAAUCAUGUACUAGCUGCAUCUUUUUCUAUGCUCUCCCUGCUGGCCAUAAUGGGAGAUACUGACAGCAAAACAGACAGCCCGUUCCUGAUGGACUCAGACCCUCGACGCUGCAUGAGACACCAUUAUGUCGAUUCUAUCAGCCACCCACUGUACAAAUGUAGCUCAAAGAUGGUGCUCCUGGCCAGGUGCGAGGGGCACUGCAGCCAGGCAUCACGCUCUGAGCCCUUGGUGUCCUUCAGCACUGUCCUCAAGCAACCUUUCCGUUCUUCUUGUCACUGCUGUCGACCCCAGACCUCCAAGCUGAAGGCUCUACGUCUGCGCUGUUCCGGGGGCAUGCGACUCACUGCCACCUACCGGUACAUCCUCUCCUGUCAUUGCGAGGAAUGUAGCUCCUGAGGCUUGCUGCAGAAUGGCUGCUGGCUGGGACAACCACAGAAGCAGUCCAUCCAGCCAGGGGAGGACUGACAAGGACAGGUUAAGGCAAAUAAAGAUGCAGCGAUUCCCACUGGAUUCUGUGUAUUCUAGUAAUAAAGACUCUAUGCACUUUCUGACAGAGAGAGCUACUCUGGGAACUUGGUUUCAGUUCCCACCUCCUUUCCCUGGUACAUUUUCUUUUGGUUACGUUUCAAAUUUAGGCAUUUCCCCCUGUCAGCUCUGAAUGCAUUUUGGGUUUCUGGCCAUUCUGAAUUAGGGGGAAAAUGUGGGCCCCUAUGCAAGAGUGUGUCAGGCUAUUCCUACGUGGUGCAUAUUAGGGAAGAACAUGCCCAAUUCUUCCUAGGACAUCUUCUACUGUUUUCAUCUUGUUAGUUUGGUUUAAGGUCGCCACUGCCUCUAAAGGUUACCAAGUUCAAAUUCUGGACACAAAGCAUGUAGAUAUGUUUAGUAAGGUUUACUCACUAACAGCUAACUGGCUUUCAAACAACUAACAAGUGGAUUCUUUUAUGUGACUGUGAAACUCUUGAUGGCUAUCAUUGCUCAGAAAUGACUUUGGGGAAGUAAAGGUGGCAUAAGGAAAAUAUCAUCGAAGUGUACUUGCAGUUACAUUAUGGUAAAAUUUUGUAAGGAAGCAGGCUUUCGGAGACUGGCACACAUAUGGAUCCUGCACUAACUCUGGAAAAGUCAUCUAUGUGCUAAUGGCAUGGAGAAUGCACCAUACUCAUGCAUGCAAAUUAGAAAACCAAGUGUAAAUCUAUGUGUGGGUGUGCUAUAGCUUUAGCCAUUCACCUGUCCAUGUAAGGCUUGUUGCCAAAAUGGUGGCCUGGUUCAUUUUCCGAGCAGUUGGUUCCAAUAUACUUUGGCACUUGAGGCUCAAAUUUUGAGUUAUUCCCAUGUUUUGAAAUUAAAAGACAGUAUCUUCAAAA